AUGACCAGACUUUCGUUGGCCCAGCAACUCGCCCAGCUAGAUGAUACAGCUCCUGUGGAUUUUGAUCCUGAAGACAUCCAACAUGGCUUAGAUCCUGAGGAUGCAGAAGAACAAGCCGACGGAUCUGCUGCGCGGGAACACUACAUUGAAGUAGGGGCAAGUUCUCUGCGCAAGUUGCACGACAGCAUAUCGGACCCUAAAUACGACGGAAUACGAACGUCGCGUAAACAACUUCUACAGGGCAGCGAAGAUGAAGCGAUGAGCGAUGAGGAGUCAGAGGGUGACGAGGAUGCUGCCGGCCCUGGAGACAGCGGGGGAGAAGACGAUGAUAUGCGGUCUGAAAGCGAAGCAACAUCAGUUGACGAUGAAGAAAAGGAAGAUUUGACAACGAAGCCGCACGCCGGAUAUGAUCAGGAGAAUAUUAACAUUCCAACCACGCUACAAAAAACAAGGGAAGAUGAUAGGCGGAAGGGGAAGGCCAUCACUCGUCAGAUUGCUGUAUGGGACUCCUUGCUCGAUGCUCGCAUACGUCUACAAAAGGUUGCCACCUCCUCCAACAAGCUACCAACACCCGCUGAUAUGGUCGAAGUCAUUCACGAAGAUGAUCAAGUCAGGACUUCGCUUCUUGGGAUGCUCAAUGAAGCCGCUUUGCUCUCUGAGGAACUGUUUCAGUUUCAAUCGGCCUUGAUAUCAAGUAAUACUGACGUACAGAUACCGCCACGCAAACGACGAAAAGUGGAAGCGUUAGGAACAACAGCAGACUUUGACGCUUGGCUUAAAGAGGCUACCACCGAUGCAGUUGCUUCUGAAUCUGCCGUUCACCCUUAUGAGAUACAAACACUAGCUAAAUGGUCGUCAAAGAUACAGGCAGUUGCGCCAUCCGCACUCCUUCCAUCGAACCGCAAUGCCUUCUCUAAGAACCGGCAAAAUCUGAAAUCCGUAGUCCAACUGAUCGACGAAACCCUGACUACUGAUAGGAAUAAACUCCUUGCCCGCACACAAGUUCGAAGAAGUAAAGGCGCGCGCCUCGGGACCGCCAACACCGAGCGCCAGGUACCAGAGCAGGGUGAAGAAGACGGGGAAACAAUUGAUAGAGAGUUGUUUGAUGAUAACGACUUCUAUCAGCAGCUUCUUCGCGAUAUUAUUGAUGCGCGAGGUGACAAUGCGGCGGGCGCAGAUGACUGGAUAUCUAUUCAGAAACAAAAGAAAUCUAAAAAGAAGGUGGACACAAAAGCCAGCAAAGGCCGCAAACUAAGGUUUGACGUUCACGAAAAACUACAAAACUUCAUGGUCCCUGUGCCUGUGGCAGGUUCUUGGCACGAAGAACAAAUCGACGAGCUGUUUGCGUCGCUACUCGGUAAAGGGUUCGAGCAGGAUGUUCACGCCUCCGGCGACGACGCCAUGGGUGAUGGUCUGGAUUCUGCCAUUGCCGACACGGGGGCUGGGAAAGAGCUUCAGGAACAAGCUGACGCUUCCCUGCGAGGGGGAUCAUUUCGAGUAUUUGGAUGA
Messenger RNA from Pleurotus ostreatus (oyster mushroom), 1509 nucleotides. It is a transcript of the gene BFR2, whose product is annotated as rRNA-processing protein bfr2. The transcript is spliced from 9 exons. Gene Ontology annotation, biological process: maturation of SSU-rRNA from tricistronic rRNA transcript (SSU-rRNA, 5.8S rRNA, LSU-rRNA). The coding region runs from base 1 to 1509 and encodes 502 amino acids. Gene Ontology annotation, cellular component: nucleus; nucleolus. The record is from RefSeq and is a predicted model, not a curated record. NCBI's taxonomy places the organism in Eukaryota, Fungi, Basidiomycota, Agaricomycetes, Agaricales, Pleurotaceae.